Messenger RNA from Penicillium salamii, 2403 nucleotides. NCBI's taxonomy places the organism in Eukaryota, Fungi, Ascomycota, Eurotiomycetes, Eurotiales, Aspergillaceae. The record is from the annotation of a GenBank genome assembly.
AUGGACUGUGGAAGUACCGGAACCGCUGCGGGGAUUGACCCCAAAAUCUUAGAUAACUGGCAAACUGAAGGCGCCUAUUCCGUCGCGUCGUGGGAACAUCUGGGCUACGAUCAACCGCCCGAGUGGGAUACCAGCCAGGAAUCAAGCCAGUGCGAUGCCGACAUCGCCGACUUGGGAACCUUCCAGGGUCCAUUGAACGAAUACCGUCGUUUGGAGAGGAAGCGUGAUGUAGCGCCCGAGAAUUUGAGCUACAUCGAUGGGGUCCCCGUCGAGGGCACCGGCAGCGGCACGAUCAGCCCCAAGACGAUCCCAUCGUCCGCAGACGAAAACUUCCACUCCGACGAGGCCUGGCCGCACUUCCAGCUGUACAACUCGGUGGGAAUGCCCAUGGACGCCUCACUGCUCUACCCUUACGCGAAAGGACCGAACCCCGCGACCGGGGCCGUGAUCGUCGAUGAUGUGGGCGAGAUGCCUCAUGGCGGCUUUCCGGAUGCUCCGGCAGAGGGCAUCAUGUCCUUUCAGCAGAUCCCUCAAUCCUUUCCCAUGAUCCCCGAGCAGUGGGCCGAGAUUCAACACAGCCUGCCCGCAGAGAACAUGCCCCCGCCCGAUGCGAUCCCAAUCGCGACAAAGACACAGGGAUCCCCCAAGAACCACUCAUUGCACCAGUUCCAAACAUCGAUCCGCUCUCUUGAAUCGCGUUGGCUUAACAGUCUAGAGUCUCAACUUCCCAUCCCGCAAAUCGCGCCGCAGAACGUUGGGAACAAUGCUUCAAUGGGACAAGAGUUCCAAUUCAAAUCGGAGAAUUCUUCAGUUUCGGGGGAUAUGUCAGGUAUCUACGAGUGCUCGUACUCUGCUACGAGUGAGGACGCUCCAGCAUUCGCUGAUCGCCAGCUGUCCGACGACGACACCCAGUGGAAGAUGUCUCCGCACGAGCCUAGCUCGCGCGAGGGAUCGCAGCCUGCGCCAAAGACCACCGCCUUCAUGGUGAGCGAAGUUCCCGAGUCCAUGGCAGCUGGUGGAUCGAGGUCGAGGGCUUCCUCGACCGCUGGGCGGGGUGGACGCCCAAACGCACUCGCUAUGCAGUCCACAGCUACUGUCAGGAAGCGCAAGACCAGAAACCCUGGCUCUUCGAUUGACCACGGCGUGAGACCACUGCAAAUUGUCCAGGAAGAUGGACAAGGUGGUUCCAUUGCCUCCGCAGAUUUUGUCUCGCCACCUCGUGGGGCCCGUCGCAAGGGCCCCUUGAGUAUGGUUGGACGAGCUAAUGCAGGCUUGCGUCGAAAGAACAAAGAUACGUGUGUUCAAUGUAGGCUGAACAAACGCAAGUGCGAUGGUAGCUCUCCCUGCGACGCUUGUCGCCCAACGCUUCACGAGCAGCCAUGUGCUCGUGCAUGCUUCUCCAGCAUUGUCGAAUUUGGAACUUGCAACUAUAUCUGUACGUCUAGUCCACUUCUACCUUUCCAUGACCCAAGCUCAUCCCUUCUAGCUCAACGUGCUGUCAACCAUCCCACAAUGGACGGUAGCAACCGAGUUCGAAUGGAAAUUCCAUCCGAGUUCGACCUCGGUCAGCUCUUGUCUUUGCUCGCUGAGCGUCAGGGGCGGUUCAACAUCCGCGCCAGUCAGGCUUGGGGCUCUCUCUACGUCCUCGACCUGGGAGAAACCUACAAGUUCCUCAAGAAUCUCAGCGAGUAUAACGGCAACUCCAAAUCCACAUUCUUGGAGUUCAUUGAUCGUCGAAUCGUCGACUCGAAGGACAAGUCUAAAAACUGGCUCUCCUGUGUCGCCGACUGUGACCCUAUGAACCAGGCCUACACUCUCCUGUCACAAUGGAACAACAUGCCCAGCCGGGCAAAAUACAGUUUUGUCAGCUUAGACGACUCCCCAGAGCGAACAAUGGAUAUCAACAACCCCUCAGAUCGCCGCGAAAUUCUUCUCGCAGCUCAACUCUCCCGGAUCUUCUGCCGCAUGCUUGAAGUCGAAGGUUUCCGCAAACUCGAACGCGACUUCUACAACAUCAAAUGGAAGCAAAUCUCCCACGAAACUCACCUCCGCUUCCUCAACGAACUCGGACACAUUCUGCUUACACUCCGUUGGCGCGUCAGCUGGUGGAAGCGACUCGGCGACGGCGGUAAAUCUCCCGACCCGACACAGCAGCAUUAUAUCGAUCGCGUGGAGUUGCUAUGUCGCAUUCUCUACGUUUACUAUACGUGCGUGCAAGCCAAACUUCCAUCAUGGAGUGCCGCAGAGGUGCCGAAGGGUAAAUGGAGUACGUAUGCGGAUUCAGAGACAGUUUGGGAUGACUUCCCCUCUGAUUCCAGUGACGGGGGCUUCCAAGGUUGGAUGGACAGGGGACAAGAUCUCAUCGAGGCGGCAGGUGUCCCUGGGCGAGUUUCGAAGUUCUAG